Molecule: messenger RNA, 2274 nt
Organism: Anthostomella pinea
Lineage: Eukaryota; Fungi; Ascomycota; Sordariomycetes; Xylariales; Xylariaceae
Source: the annotation of a GenBank genome assembly
AUGUCCCCAGAGCAUCGUCAUCUCCGGGACCCAUCACGACUUCCCUUUCCUUCUCAUCGUUCCCUGGUGCACAUGGUCGCCGUGAUCCAGGUCAUCGACAACAUGCAUCGUGGGGAGCAGCAACACCGUCAGACGCUGAAUAACAUAUCCGAAGAUUGGAGUGAAGAGGGUAUCACACCUGACUUGACGGACUUCCCGGACGAUCUUCCCCUUAUCCAGUUGAGGGGCUCCUCGACUACGCACUCUUCGCCAUGCCCCAGCUCGGGUGGUCCUAGAUCACAGUCCACACCUGGGACACCAGUUCAUCACGACUACGUAUCAUUGUCACAACUGUAUCAGUCGCUACCAGUAUCCCCCGAAGACCGGUCGAUCAGGCUUCUCGAUCUCGAUCCCCUGCCAACCCCAAAAUCCAGUGAUGACGCCGUCCCACUCACAGGCAAGCUCCGGACUGUUUCCUUGAAAAGCAGUCCGCGCUUUGCAGUGCUUUCAUACGUCUGGGGCCCUUAUUCGGAGCCCACGAGUGACGUCCUCAUCAUACAGCUUCCUCACGCCUUGGGUGUUUGUGUAAACAUCACGAUGAACUGCAAGGACGCUUUGCUGGCAUUACGGCGGAAAUACGGUGCCGUAUGCAUCUGGAUUGAUGCAGUUUGUAUCAACCAAUCUGAUUACGUCGAGAAGGCAUCGCAGAUCCUUCUGAUGGAGGAGAUUUACACCUGGGCUCAUAUGGUGUAUGUGUGGCUAGGGCCCAGCACCAGUACAUCGAAAAGAGUCAUUAAAACGCUGUAUACAGCAUCAGAAGGCUCAGUGUUCCUCGACAUCGGCGCCCUCGGCGGCUCCCUGAGUACAAGGAGGAGGUUUGCACAAAUGGGCAGUAUUUACCUUCGUCUCUGGGGCCAUCUCUGGCUCCGUGCAUGGCGAAAACAGCUUGAUGUCAUCGACAUAUUUCUUACUCCCUUUACUUUUUAUAAAGGGGCCAGUUAUCUCAAACGCGUGCUUUCUACCUUCGUCCGCGGCGUUGAGAUAGCAUCACCGUUGCCACGCUGUGGCGAGACCGAACAUACGCUCAGGGAGAGGACAUAUGGUCUGUCUACCACGGAUCGCACAGACCUGUUCGGCAGCGCCUGGUUUGGGCGUGGGUGGACAUUCCAGGAGAUCAUCCUUGCCUCCGAAGUCACGAUAUUAUGCGGCUCGGACGCGUUGAAGUGGGACGUUCUUGUUCGCAGCCUGUGCGACUUGCGUUCAAUAGACAUGCAUGAUGAGGCGUGGUUUUGUCACACAGGCCGGAGACCCCGGAGGCUGAUCGAUAUCGUCAACGUCUGGAAGCAAGUAGAACGGCCGACGACAUGGAAUGGCUGGCAGAGGCGACGUGAACGUGCCAGUCAGUCCACCAUUGAUGGCUACCAGGCCCUUGGCCGAUCCUCGCCCUACCCCUACGACCUGGGUCAGACGGCAAGGUUUCAGGGUGCUGAGCUAGCCGUUGAGGCCCAGUUCUUCGAAAGAACAAUUCACUGUUCGGGCGUCUUGGAGCGUUUGAUGCCCGAGAUGAAAAAACUUCUGGAACUUCCAGGGGACAACCCAUUGAUAAUGGCGUUUCUACGAACAACCCUCGCGUUUGUUCGUUUACUGCGAGCGAUAAAGAACAACAUCGCCACUACAUACCCCUACGAUGCACCAACUCCCGAAUUAUUCGCCAGGGUCAUGUGCUUACAGUAUCUCGAUGAUGAAGAACCCAGAUUUCAUCCGCCGUCACGUGCUACCGAACCAACUGGAGUGGGUGGAUACGCUGAUGUGGCUUUCGGGGGAGAGCUCUUCGACAUGUGGUACCACCGUAUCUCGAAAGUGCCUCAAGCAAUUAUUGACAAAGCAACGAAACUAGAACCGGGGCCGUACAAUGAUAUAGAGAAACAGAUCUUUUCCCGAUGUGAACCCGGAAACCGCCAGGCAGAUGACGCUAAUAUCGCGAUGGUAGCAAAGACGGUAGAGUUCUGCAACCUCAUCGCGGGGAAGAGGAACAUCUUCGUGACCGAGAAGGGGCACAUAGGAUCUGGACCCGAGGCGAUGCAGGACGGAGAUGAGAUAUAUUGGAUCACGGGUGUUUCGGUCCCGAUGGUAUUGCGGCCCACAGGGGAAGCGGCGGAGACCGAUGUUGGAUCGGGAAUGACGGAUGAUGAUGGCCUGUCUAGGUUUACGGUUGUCGGGCCAGCUUUUGUUUACGGGUUCAUGAAAACCCAUGAGACUGAGGAAAGCAAGCUGGUUUCCGUGACUCUGGUUUAG